AUGGCCCCCAUCUCGGAAAUCCGGGCCUCCAACUCCCGGAUCACCUCAGAGACGGUGCCUCGCACAGCAGUCUUCACUGGAGCCACAGAUGGCAUCGGAAAGGCAACACUCACUCGUCUGAUCUCUACAAACCUACCAGUCCGGGUGUAUGUCAUUGGUCGGAACGGCAAAAGGCAUCAAGCUUUUUUAGAUGAGCUUCGACUGUCCAACAGACAGGCACAGAUAACCUGGCUGGAAGGUCAACUGUCUCUUCUCGCGGAUACCAAGAAACUAUGCGAUGAAAUCAAGAGACGCGAGACGAGUCUUGACUGCUUGUACCUAAGCGCUGGCUUCAUCUCCUCUGGAGAGCGCAUUGAAACAUCAGAGGGCAAAAGCCUCUCACUGUCACUCAACUACUACAGCCGAAUCUUGAUGAUGACCCUGCUUCUCCCCUUACUCAACUCAUCGCCCAAUAGCCCACGCAUCGUGAGCAUCCUCAACGCGGGGUAUGAAUCAUCUUCCAUCUACCUUGACGACCUCGAUCUCGAGAAACCGGGCCACUUCAGUCUGCUCUCUCUUACCAAAUCGAUGUCCACCUACACUACAUUGUCCAUGUCGACAUUGGCUCAAGAAAACCCUCAUGUGGUAUUCGUUCAUCAUUACCCUGGCGGCGUCACCACAGAUGCCUUUAAGAAGGCCUGGGGUGGGAAGUGGUAUUUCCCACUGUUCAGAGCUGCAUUGUCUGCAUUUGGAACAUCUCCUGAAGAUGCUGCGGAGAAGGUGUUGUAUUUGAUCACUAGUGCUAAAUAUGGUGGCAGGGGAGUUGCCCUGGGAGAGGGACAGAAGCCCGGUAUGACUAUGACAAAAACCGUUAAGGGAGGUGAGCUGUUUGCUAUCGAUAAUAAGAUGAAGGAGCUGUUUCAGGGGAAGGUGAUGUUGGAGUUGCAGGCCAUGAAUGCGGGUGAUAUUGUUUGGCGCAAAACGGUAGAGACACUCGCGCCGUAUUCUUCGUGA
Molecule: messenger RNA, 993 nt
Organism: Aspergillus welwitschiae
Lineage: Eukaryota; Fungi; Ascomycota; Eurotiomycetes; Eurotiales; Aspergillaceae
Exons: 2
Coding region: 1-993 (330 amino acids)
Biological process (GO): secondary metabolic process
Source: RefSeq, a predicted model, not a curated record